AUGUUUUUCCUCUCGUGCGCUCCAGGACAGCAAACUUUGUUGCCAUGGAUUCCGCAGCACUUUCUCACUGCAAUUCUACCCGAAAUGCCUUUUGGAACUCAGUGUCAUGUCACAGUGAUAGUUUUGCGAGGACACAGUAGUUUUGGGGGACAUUAAGGAGCGCCGAGGAGCCUGAAGAUCCGCCGCUCUCCGUUUUCUCCAUUUUACGGCUGUCAAGUGUGCGCACGUGUUUUCCGAUUGUUUUUUUUAUUAUUAGUAUUAUUUCACGCGGGCUCUUAUGGGAAUUAAGCACUCGUCCCGCUGCAUGCUCCUCAGGAGAAAAAUGGCGGAGUCUGAGAGCAGCGAGCAACCACAGCGCCAGCCGGAGCCAAUCCGCAUCAUUACAUCCCAAUCAGUACAGCCCACUUCGUUGCCGAAGCCUGUCCCUUCCGUGCCUCAUCAUGCCCCCCGGCCUCCUGUCCGGCCUCACACACCCCACGCUGCCAGCCUUCCCAGCUGCCCCGGGCGGGGCAAGAUGGCAAAGUUCCUCAACCCAGAGGAGAUGACCUCCAGAGACUAUUACUUUGACUCUUACGCCCAUUUUGGGAUCCAUGAGGAAAUGCUGAAGGACGAAGUGAGGACGCUCACAUACAGGAACGCCAUGUACCACAACAAGCACAUCUUCAAGGAUAAAAUAGUUCUGGAUGUUGGAAGUGGGACUGGGAUUCUGUCCAUGUUUGCAGCCAAAGCAGGAGCAAAGCACGUGUACGGGAUUGAAUGUUCCAGUAUAUCGGAGUACUCAGAGAGGAUCAUCAAGUCCAACCAUCUGGACAGCGUGAUUACCAUUUUUAAAGGCAAGGUGGAGGAGGUGGAGCUUCCAGUUGAGAACGUGGACAUCAUCAUAUCUGAGUGGAUGGGCUACUGCCUCUUCUACGAAUCCAUGCUCAAUACCGUCAUCUUCGCCAGAGACAAGUGGCUAAAGCCGAGUGGAUUAAUGUUUCCUGACCGAGCAUCUCUGUACGUGGUGGCAAUAGAGGACCGGCAGUACAAAGACUUCAAAAUACAUUGGUGGGAGAACGUCUACGGCUUUGAUAUGACCUGCAUUCGUAACGUGGCCAUGAAAGAACCGCUGGUGGAUGUCGUGGACCCCAAACAGGUGGUGACCAACUGCUGCCUCAUCAAGGAAGUGGACAUUUACACCGUCAAGGCUGAAGACCUGUCGUUCACAUCAACGUUCUGCCUACAGAUUCAGAGGAACGACUAUAUCCACGCAAUGGUCACCUACUUCAACAUCGAGUUCACAAAAUGUCAUAAGAAGACUGGUUUCUCCACCGCUCCUGAUGCGCCGUACACCCACUGGAAGCAGACGGUGUUUUACCUGGAGGACUAUUUGACGGUGCGAAGAGGAGAGGAGAUCACUGGCAGCAUCACCAUGAAGCCCAACGAGAAAAACAUUCGUGAUUUGGACUUUACCUUCGAGUUGGAUUUUAAAGGACAGCUGUGUGAAGCAGCCAUAUUCCAUGAUUACAAGAUGCGUUAAAUUUGGUCGAGUCGUGACGUCCCCUCCAAUAAAAUCUCUUGAGCACCAGAGGGCACCAGAGACAAAUUUCAUGAGGACAGAGGAGAAAAUCGGAGAGAGAAGACCUGAGCAGAGGACAACUGGGCUGACAGCAGACAGCCAGAGGUGGUCCCAUGGACUAGUACUAGUAGUACUACUGUUACUGCAGUAUCCAAGACUCGAAGGUGCUGCUGCCGACUGUUAAAAUACUCUGAAUGUAACAGCGAGAAAAUGAGAUCAGCAACGGUUUUGGCCUUCAUGAUUGUUGCUGUGCAUACAACUGUUCUGUUCAGUAUUUCUUUUAGUUGUAAUAACUUGAGGUAGUUUGUAUUUCCUCAGUACUGCUCAUGUAAUGAAUUACUGUAAUAACCCUGAGGUAUUUAUUCAAUUUGAAAUUGUUUAUGUUCUUAUAAUUUGUAGGAAGUGAUGAGGGGAGAACACGGUUGCUUGUCACACGUCCUUUUCAGCAACAUUAUAAUAGGGUUUAAU
Thalassophryne amazonica is the source of this 2026-nucleotide messenger RNA. It is a transcript of the gene prmt8a, whose product is annotated as protein arginine N-methyltransferase 8-B. The coding region runs from base 278 to 1519 and encodes 413 amino acids. The record is from RefSeq and is a predicted model, not a curated record. The transcript has 10 exons. Gene Ontology annotation, biological process: peptidyl-arginine methylation. Lineage: Eukaryota; Metazoa; Chordata; Actinopteri; Batrachoidiformes; Batrachoididae. Gene Ontology annotation, cellular component: plasma membrane. Gene Ontology annotation, molecular function: protein-arginine N-methyltransferase activity.